This is a messenger RNA of Daphnia pulex (common water flea), 4359 nucleotides long. Its product is annotated as sestrin-3-like. Gene Ontology annotation, cellular component: nucleus. Bases 688 to 2682 code for a protein of 664 amino acids. Gene Ontology annotation, biological process: negative regulation of TORC1 signaling; cellular response to leucine starvation; regulation of response to reactive oxygen species. Gene Ontology annotation, molecular function: oxidoreductase activity, acting on peroxide as acceptor; L-leucine binding. The transcript has 8 exons. NCBI's taxonomy places the organism in Eukaryota, Metazoa, Arthropoda, Branchiopoda, Diplostraca, Daphniidae. The record is from RefSeq and is a predicted model, not a curated record.
ACGUAUUGAGAAGGCCCAAACUAUAAUACAACCAACAUCAUCUUCUUUCUCCGAAAUAUACUAACUUUUGAUUCUAUUUUCAACGUUCACGAUUUUUCAUCUAGAAUAUUCCAUCCACUUUAAAGUUCACAUGCAACGAGAUGUUUUAGUUGUUAUCCUGGGAAAAAAAAAUGAAAUAAAAUAAGGCCAUUUUAUUAUUUUUCCUUCUUUGUGUGUGUUGGAAACAGUGGGCCGAGCGAGAGAGGACAAAGAGUAGUAAAAAGAGGAAAAAGUCGACUUGGGGAAAAGGCAUAGGACACACAGCGUAUCGAGUUGUGGUUGCCGAACCCGAUAUGGUGUGAUUCCACCACGGACGCCAGCGCCACCGCCAAGUGUGUGGCGAGAGGAGCCGACAAGCCGAGAUCGUCUGCCUUUGUUCAGCUCAGUUGCUGAACGACCAUCUGACCGACAGGGUCGUUAAAACCAUUUGGCCCAAGUUUUGAAAUAAGUUUUUAUUUUGUUUCAACUCUUUUUAUUAUUUGGUCAUCCUCUCCGCUUCCACCACACACACACACAAAGUUUUUCUUAAUUUGGUCAGAAGAAAAUUUAAUCACCAAUCAUUCCUGUUAAAAGGCGAAAAAGUUGUUUGAUUCAGUCGUUGAUGGGUUGGCCCGGUUGUCCUUGAUUGAUAUCGAGUCGAUUCUUUUAAUGUAUUUAAAAGUUGAGAGUGUCAGUGCUGUGGAGAUUGCGUCAAGCUCAUCUUCGUCUACCACCACCACCACGUCGAGACUAGGCAGUAACUCGCUGUCGUCUUUGUCGUCGUCGUCCAAUCGUCCAGGAGUUACGAAAAUUCCCGUUCCGUUGCACCACCGACUGGGUGGCGGGGCGGCCGCCGCUGCUGCUGCUGUUGCUGCCGCCGCCUCUGCCGCCACUGGGGCCGCCUGCACUCCCGAUGAGAUCUACUGUUACACUCAGUCCAAUUCCAACAACAUUAAUCGGACGACGAGCCUCCAUUUCAAUCACCACUAUCAACAAUUCAACAACCAUCACUAUUACAACAGCCAAUCGGCAGCAGCCAUCAGCAGCCCAGCAACAGCACCAAACAGGGGAGGAUUCGGUCGGUUACCACCUCAAGCACAUCAUUACGAUUUGGCAACUGCCAAUUCAUCUCCCAACAUGGGAAUUCAUCACAUUGGUGCGGCUGAUUUUGCUUCAACUGUCGAUGUACAACACGGCCCUGGUCGACCAGACCGGCUGGAACAGGUCAUGUCUUUGCAUCCGCAAUAUUUGAAAAUAUUCACCAAGUCGCAGUCGUUCAUCAUGCGAGGCGAUGGACCGUUACCCUUCCACUACCGACACUACAUCGCCAUUAUGGCCGCUGGUCGCCAUCAAUGUUCGUACCUGAUUCAACAGCAGGUGAACGAGUUCCUUUUGCAAGGCGGAGACGAGCGCUGGCUCAACGGACUCCAUUCGAUUCCGGCCAAACUGAGGGAUCUCUACGAAAUCAAUAAGAUUUUGGCUCACCGGCCUUGGCUCAUCACCAAACACCACAUUGAGAAAUUGACUAAAGGCAGCGACAGUUGGUCACUGGGCGAAUUGGUGCACGCGCUGGUGAUCCUCUCGCACUACCACGCCAUCUCGUCUUUCGUUUUCGGUGUCGGAAUUGGGGACGGUGAAGAUGAACCGCCUUGCUGCUGCCCGUCUAUCGCCCACAAAUCGGCCACUACCACGGCCACUGCUUCGGUUCCAUCUGGUAAUAGUAGUAGUGGACAAUCAACUCCGACCUCGGCAUCUCCUCCGCUAACCAACGGCGGCAGUCCUUUGGUGUUGGCAACACGAGAAAUCGUCACGGCUCCAACUACAUCGGCUGCAACCGGAGCCGGUUCCAAUCAAGGAUCGAGGUCCAAUUCGGGCCGUGGAUCGCCUGACGAGCCUCGGAGCGCUGCUGGGAGCCGGCGCGGGACCUUGUCGACUGGCGAUUUUGGCAUGAUGCAAGAUCACGAGCUGAUGGCCGGAGGGCUGGACGCUUUGAUGAUGCGGAUGAAGAAUUUGGACGAGCACCGGCAAGAGUACAGCGCCGAGGAGCAGACGAAACGCUACGAACACGUCGAGAGUCAGAGCGCCGAAUUGGGCGUGGUUGGAUCGUCUACGGCCGUCGAUGGAUUUUCAUCCAGCCGUCCCAAACCGGAAAUUAGUCAAUUUAUCGACGACCCCGAUUUCACUUACCAGGACUUUGCCCGUCGCGGCUCAGUGAAUUUGAUUCCGACAUUUCGUGUGCAGGACUAUUCUUGGGACGAUCACGCUUUCUCGCUCAUCAACCGGUUGUACAACGACGUGGGCAACUUGCUGGACGACAAAUUCCGGCUCAUGUACCAGUUGACGUACAACUUUAUGGGCUCGAAGAAGGACGUUGACACGUCACGCUUCCGCACGGCCAUUUGGAAUUACAUUCAGUGCAUGUUUGGCAUCCGUCACGAUGACUACGACUACGGCGAGGUGAAUCAGGUGCUGGAACGAUCCUUGAAGGCCUACAUCAAGACGGCCGUCUGCUUUCCCGAACGAGUCACCAGAGCCGAUUACAACAACAUCCUCAAGGAGCUCCAUCACUCGGAAAAGAUUCACGUCAAUUUGAUGCUAUUAGAGGCUCGCAUCCAGGCCGAGCUGCUCUACGCUUUACGUGCCGUCAUGCGUUACAUGACUUAAAAACAAAAACAGAAAACCGUUUAUCAUUUUUCUUCGAAUCGCCAAAACGCAUCAAAAAGAGGCGUUUUAUUUUUAACAAAACAGUAGACAAACUCCCCCAACAAAACAAUUUUUUUCCCUCUUACAAAACUCAGACUUCUCUCUCCAUCUUUCUCUCUUAAAUUAAUUUUUAUCUGGCUUUAAACAGUUUCUGGCAUUUCCCUUUUAUAGAAACGGAUUUAUCUUUUUUUUUUUUUUUUAAUUAUUAAGCUAAUCUUUAGAAUUAUCUCCACACACACACAUACCGGAUGUUAGAUGAGACGGCUUUUUUUCUGAUAGACGCUGAUGUUUUAAAAAAUGAAAGGAAAAUGUUUUCAAUUUUCUCUAGGGCGCGAAAAUUUGAAAUUGCUGAUGACGCCCUUUUCGUGUUCAAAAAAAAAGAAAAAUUGAUAAAAAAUUUUUUUUUUUAGUUCGAUAUGCCUUGUGUCUUUCAAAACUAGGGUGCGGCAACCAAUCGCUUAUAUUCGAUGAAGAUGUCGCACAAAACAAAUUCUCCAAAAAAAGAAAAGAAGAAAUUUUUACAAAAAAUGAUUAUUCCCUUUAUAUUAAUUAUCUCUUUUGCGCGAUCGAUCCUCUUUUUUUUUAAAUACUUCUUCUCUCGUCUGUCUCUCUUUCUUUUUGUGUUUGUGUGUAUAGAAUGGAAAGAAGAAAAAGGACAAAUGGAAGAAAAAGUAUUUUUUAAAAUGAUUUCCGGCUCUCACGGAAUAAUUUUUUGAAAAAGCAAAAGAGGAUGAUUAAGAAAUUGUGUCACAAUCGAGGGCGCUUGGUUACCGAGUAACGGGGGCUCGUGUGUUUUAUUGUGUGUGGAAAGAAUAAAGCUUUGAUAGCCAAGGGGCCGUUGUGUGGAUAAAUUUUUAAUUUUUUCAAAAAAACAAAACUUUUUCUUUCGUUCAGUGAUCCAAAUUUCUUUUUGGUAGUGAUCUCUUUCUUACAUAUUUUUCUCUUUUUCUUUCUUAUCUCUCUCGAGUCUUUUUUAUCGGACCUUUGUUGGUUUCCCCACCACCCACCAUCUCUCUUCUUCAUGGUCAUUUUUUAAAAAAACUAAAUUUUUGUGGCAAUCCGGUCGGUGCGGAUUGAAAACGCCGGAUAUCGUCGUGUGAUGUGCGUUUCAAAGAAAUUUUUCGUUUAGGUUUUAAAAGAAAAAAGGAGCGCUGCUUUGUCGUUGCGUCCAUCUUUUUUUUUAACUUUUACUUUUCUCUCUCGCUUUUUAUUUUGGAAUUUUAUUUUACAAAUUGAAUUAAGAAAAAAAUUUUUGGAGGAAAAAAAAAUUCGGAUUUUUUUUCAAUUCAAUUAAAAUUUGGAAGUCGUCCAUACAAAAAAUGGGAAAAAUUAUUGCGAAUUCGUGUCGACUCCCCACACAUACAAACCCUGUAUUAUUUGAUUUAAUAUAACUUAGAGAGAGAAGAAGAAAAAGUCUGUAUUAGCUUAUAGGAAAUUUAUGAAAGAUUUUAAAACAACAAAAAAAAAUUUGAAUAUGUUCGCCUUUGUCGUCCUAUUGUCGGACUCUCCCUCACCCCGUGCUAUAUUACCCUCCUAUACCUCUCCAAAUUUGUGUGAAAAUUAAGUGAUGAUACGAUCAUUCGAUUAUUUUGAACGGAGCGAAACUAAAAGAAAAAAUACAAACUAGGAUAAAACAAA